Molecule: messenger RNA, 1236 nt
Organism: Morchella importuna
Lineage: Eukaryota; Fungi; Ascomycota; Pezizomycetes; Pezizales; Morchellaceae
Exons: 3
Coding region: 1-1236 (411 amino acids)
Biological process (GO): protein refolding
Cellular component (GO): cytoplasm
Molecular function (GO): Hsp70 protein binding
Source: RefSeq, a predicted model, not a curated record
AUGAGGCUCAUAACAGCUUUGCUGUUGGCACUACUGCCCCUGGUGCUUGCGCAGGAUUAUUAUAAGCUAUUAGGACUAGACAAAUCUGCCGACGACAGAGACAUAAAACGUGCAUACCGAAAACUCUCUAAAAAAUUCCAUCCAGACAAGAACCCAAACGAUCCCGCCGCGCAUCAGAAAUUCGUUGAAAUCGCCGAAGCCUACGAAGCACUCUCCGACAGCGACUCCCGCCGUAUCUACGAUCAACAUGGCGCCGAAGGACUUCAACGCCACAAAUCCGGCGGCGGCGGCGGGCAUCAUGACCCCUUUGACCUCUUUUCACGCUUUUUCGGUGGUAGUGGGCACUUUGGUGGUGGCGAGCGUGGGAUGCAGAAGGGACCGAACAUGGAAGUCCGUGUAGAUAUCCCACUUGCAGAUUUCUACAAGGGCAGCGAAAAGGAGUUUUCAGUCGAGAAGCAAGUCAUCUGCGAGGAAUGCGACGGGUCGGGAAGCCAGGACGGGCACAUGGACAGCUGCAACGAAUGUGGAGGCCGUGGAGUACGGGUAGUGAAACAUAUGCUUGCCCCCGGUAUCUUCCAGCAGGUUCAGACCAGGUGCGACCGCUGCAGUGGAAAGGGCCAGAUCAUUGCGCACCCGUGCAAAGUGUGCCACGGGAACCGUGUCGUCCGGAAAACAACAACACACACCCUCUCCAUCGAGAAGGGAUCUCCUCGUGGUAUCCGAAUUUCGUUUGAAAACGAGGCUGAUGAAUCCCCUGAAUGGAUCGCCGGUGAUCUCAUUGUGAACGUCCACGAGAAAACGGCAGACGGCAAGAUCGACGAAGACGAAGCGCACGAGUACGAAGUCGGGAUUCCGGAUGGUACUUGGUUCCGUCGUCGCGGAAAAGACCUGUUCUGGAAAGAGGUGCUCUCGCUCCGAGAGGCACUGCUUGGGGACUGGACACGAAAUCUCACUCACCUCGAUGGACACGAAAUCCAACUCGGGCGGAAGCAUGGCCAGACUGUGCAACCAGGUUUUGUGGAAGCCGUCAAGGGCGAGGGAAUGCCCAUAUAUAGGAGUGAGGGCAUGGACGAGUAUGGCGACCUAUUGGUGGAGUAUGUAGUCGUACUGCCCGAUGAGAUGGAGAGCGGAAUGAGGAAGGACAUUGCCGCGGUAUUUGAGAAAUGGCGAAAAAAGAAUGGUGUGUCGCUGAAUCAGGGAAAGAAGGCAAAAAAUGUGGAGAAGGAUGAGUUGUAG